Darwinula stevensoni is the source of this 1044-nucleotide messenger RNA. NCBI's taxonomy places the organism in Eukaryota, Metazoa, Arthropoda, Ostracoda, Podocopida, Darwinulidae. The record is from the annotation of a GenBank genome assembly.
AUGCAACGUCGUCAAAUAAUUUUAACCCGUCAAAAACGAAAUUUCAAAUUUAACGUAAUUGAUUUCCUUUACAAUUUACCACAAUCAUUUUUUAAAACUCAUAACCUAAGCAAAUCAUUUAUUUUUGUAAAUGAUAUUGACUUCAUUCAGAGAGUCAUAAUAGGAAUUAUAGGUGAUAGUAUUAUUGAUGCCCUAAUUCUAAUCAUUGGAUUGUUAUUGAUAAUGUUUAUGGUUCUAAAUGCUCUGAAUAACAUAGGUCACGUAAAUAUACAAUUACAAGAAACUAUACUUAGGUUUGAUCGUAUGCAAGAAUUUCCAUUAAUGCAACAUCAUUAUAAUAUAGUACCACAAGAAUAUAAAACAAACAUUAGUGAUAUUUUUGAAGAGCUAAAAGUAGAACAUCUUAGCUACCACUUUGUAGGAGAGGAUCCUUUGUUGAACGAUAUUUCAUUUUCUGUUAAAAAAGGAGAAAUUGUAUCAAUUAUUGGAAAAAAUGGUACUGGGAAAAGCAUUAUUCGGCAAAUAUUUGAAAAGACAUUAAAACCUGAAUCAGGACAUAUAAGCAUAAAUAAUUUGGACUUUGACGAGAUUUCACUUGAAUACUGGCAUAACUUAACAGGUAUUUUACCACAACAAAUACGCCUUUUUAAUGGAACAUUAUUUAACAAUAUUACUUUAGGAGAUACCUCUGCAACAUCAAAGCAAUUAAAUAUAUUCCUUGAAACUUAUGGAUUCAACCAUUUUUUUGAAGCAUUUCCAAAUGGUUAUAUGACUAUUAUAGGUGAAAAUGGGAUACAAAUUUCUGAAGGACAGUUACAAUUAAUUGGUUUGGCUAGAUCUUUGUGGCAUAACCCUCAACUUUUAUUGCUUGAUGAGCCAAUAGCCAAACUUGAUAAUGAAAUCCAAUAUUUUGUAAUGCAAUUAUUAAAACAACUAUCGUCUGUUAUGGGAAUUAUCAUAUUGACAAAGAGUAUCUCUACAAUUCAAAAUAGUGACAAAAUUUAUAUACUUGAGAAUGGCAAUUUAUCUGAUGCUUCUGACACU